GUCAAGAGAAGCCAGAAAGAACCACACGAAAGAAUGAGAAAAAAAUCCACGCAAAGACCACAAAUAACAGAAAAUCAAGAGAAGCCAGAAAGAACCACACAAAAGAAUAAGAAGGAUAGACUGCAAGAGAA
Racocetra persica is the source of this 131-nucleotide messenger RNA. Lineage: Eukaryota; Fungi; Glomeromycota; Glomeromycetes; Diversisporales; Gigasporaceae. The record is from the annotation of a GenBank genome assembly.